GGUACAGAGUUUUUUUUAAAGAGGCACAAAAAAAGCCUCUGUAAUUUUAUUAGUUUUCUAGGGUUGCUGUAACAAAUUACUGCAAACUGAGUGGCUUAAAACCAUAGAAACGUUUUCUCUCACAAUUCUGAAGCCUGGAAGUCCUAAACCAAGGUGUUGUCAGGUCCAUGCUCCCUCCAAAGGGUCUAGGGAAGAAGUCUUCCUUGUCCUGUCCUAGCUCUGGAGUAAUCCUUGGUUUGUAGCACCAUAACUCUUAAUUUCUGCUUCUGUCUUCACAUGGCUCAUUUCCCUGUGUGUCUGCUCUGUGUCUCUGCCUCCAGAUCCCACUUGUCCUUAUAAGGACACCAAUCAGUUGGUUUAGGGUCAACCCUAAUCCAGUGUGACCUCAUCUUAACUAAUUACAUCUGUAAAGAUCAUAAUGUGAAUUGAAGUCACAGAAAUUCUGAGGUUCUGGGUGGAUAUGAAUUUUGAGGGGUCCCUCUUCGGCUCACUACAGUAAUCAAGUUAAAUAACAUUGCAAUACAAAAUUGUAAAUUAAUGCAAAAAUCUAUGCUGAACAAAAGUCAAACUUUCACAUAAAGAUGCUCUGACAGGGAUGGGAUUAGGGUAAGGCAAGUGAGAAUUGCAAGGGAGAAUUGCAGAAGUACGGAGCUGAAUGGGUAAUAUCUUUAUUUAAAACUGGUAUUUUGUUCAUGGGUUUUUUUUUUUGCAUGGAAUUUAAAAUAUAUUGUACUGCAAUAUUAUUUAUCAUAACCACUGAGAUUUUGGGACCCCUUAUAUUUUUUUCCAAGGUGAGAAUCUCCCUUGUUGCGUCCUAGUCAUGGCCCUGCUUUCUCACAGCAUGGAGGCUCGGUUCCAACAGUGAGCACCCCAAGAGAACUGUAUUAGCUUUUUGGGGUACUUCUGAUGGCACCUUUUAUGGCUAGCAUUGAAAGUCAUGUCACAAUCCACCACAUUCUAUUCAUUAGAAGUGAGUUACUAUUGUGAGCCCAUAUUUAAAGGGAGGGAAAUUUGACUUCUCUUGAUGGUAGGAAUAGCAAAAAAUUAGCAGAUGUAUUUUAAAUCUAUAUUUCAGAUGUGCAUACUUGUCUUUUCUGUGGUGCUCUUCUGCACACACUGUUUGUUUUUGCUUUUUAGGGCCGCACCCACUGCAUAUGGAAAUUCCCAGCCUAGGGGUCAAAUUGGAGCUGUGGCUGCAGCAACAGCAACAUAGGAUCCGAGCCACAUCUUCAACCUAUACCGUGACUCGUGGCAACGCUGGAUCCUUAACCCAGUGAGCAAGGCCAGGGAUCAAACUAGUCCGGUUUGUAAUGCACUGAGCCAUGAUGGGAACUCCUGCACACACUGAUUCAUCUUUCCCUUAUAAAGAGACUCUACCCCACUUCCUUCCUAGUGCUGUUAAUACAAUGACCCUGAAACUGGUUAUAGAGAAAAAAGUGACAUUGAAAAGAAGGUCCUAACUCACCACUGCAUCACUUUGCUAAGUCAGAAAAUUUCAGUCCCUUGAUGUUUGUUGGCUUAUCAAGUUGAAACUCCAAUGCCUGGCCUUUAAAAGCCUUCAUUCCGACUCUGUCCUUUGCAAGGCAACAUAGUUUUGUUUUUGUUUUACUAGUAGACACAUGUAUAUGUCUGUGAUUGAUUCAGCUCUUGUCUCUUAUCUCCAAAGCAGUCUGGUUGUAGAGAGCUUAGUGAUGCACGGCCAAGACUCUACAAGCACACUUCAGUGUUGCCAGCUUCCCCCUGUCAGGGGGCGCUAGAGAAGACUUGGAGCCUGGAUAACAAAGAGGAGACUGCUCCUUCCUGUUCAUUUAUGGAACUCUCUGGGGGCUUCCUGUUGACUUGCAGUCUUUCAAGGGGAGCCUACCAACUCUUCUUCACACAAACAGAGGCAGUCUCUUCUCAGAGCAGCUCAAUCCAGUUUGCAGUUUUACCAAGGCUUAUAGAGCCAGCAUCAUUGUACUCCUGAGAGACUUAAAUACCAGCUGGAUACUUCCCUUCCUCAGAUUAUAGUGGGGCCAUGGAUCUGUUUGGAGACAUAGAUGACAUUUCUUCAGAGAGUGAUGGGGACAAUCAACCACCUAUUCCAGGAAAGCCUGUUGACGGACGUGGAGGACCUCAGGACCAGCGGGAGGAAGAGUCGAUUUUUGAAACAAAAAUAGAAGUGGAAAUUCCCAUUAUCAACUCUGAUUUAGGGAAUGAGUUGUACUUUGUUAAACUACCCAAAUUUCUCAGCAUAGAACCCAAGCCUUUUGACCCUCAGUAUUAUGAAGAUGAAUUUGAAAAUGAGAAAGUGCUUGAUGAGGAUGAUAGGACCAGGUUAAAAUUAAAGGUAGAAAAUACUGUGCGAUGGAGGAUACGCAGGGACGAAGAAGGAAAUAAAAUUAAAGAAAGCAAUGCUCGGAUAGUCAAGUGGUCAGAUGGAAGCCUGUCCCUGCAUUUAGGCAACGAGGUGUUUGAUGUCUACAAAGUCCCACUGGAGGGCCAUCAAAACCACCUGUUCAUUAGAGAAGACACUGGUCUGCAGGGACAAGCCAUCUUUACGUCCAAACUCACCUUCAGACCUCACUCUACAGACUAUGCCACACAUAGAAAGGUGACCCUGCCCCUUGCUAAUAGAUCCUCGAGGACACAGACGAUCAGAAUCUUACCAAUUGCUGGUCGUGAUCCUGAAUGCCAACGCGCAGAGAUGAUUAAGAAAGAAGAGGAACGUUUGCGGGCUUCUGCUCACCAGGAGACCCUCCAUCUCAGGGAAAAGCAGAACCAGCAGGGGCCGAGUGCCCACAUCCAGGACCCCAGCAGUGACAAGGAGGGCAAUGAAACCGUCAAAAACCAUCACCAAAGGGAACACCGAGAGGAACGGGCCAGAAUCUUUUCUUCAGAGAGUGAUGAGAGACAAGAUGAAGAUAAGGCUCAAAGAAUGCUGAGAGCAAAGAAACUCACCAGUGAUGAGGUAAAGCCGAAUAUAUUCAAUCUGAAGGGGUUUUCCCUGUGCCCACAAGUCAGCUCCUGGAAUAAAGAGCUCACCUCCCAGGAGCACAGACAGAUGUCUACACACCUCCCUGUAGCUCAGUGAGAUGAAUGCAGUGACGACACUAGGAGGGCCUGACUCUGUGCGAGGUAGGAAACUGCCUGGAGUAGUACCUGUCACUGGGUGUUGAAGGCAGAGUUCUGGGUGGGCUGGCAAUGCCUGUGAGGAAUGACACACAGUCAAGACACCAGGGCCGGACGAGAGAACUAGAAAUAGUUUGGUGUGGGAGAGCAAGGGGCCUCUCGCGUUCAUCGUGGGAACUGGGCGUCCUCACUAUUUGGGUAUAAAAAAAAUAGUGGAGGGUUAUUUCACUUCCAUGUUAUUAAAAAUUGUUUUCCUUUAAUUAUUUCCUUUUCCACUUAGAAGAUCACAAGUGCAAAGAAAUUUUAGGUCCUAAUUAUACAAGCAGUCACGGUGUUGCUAGUGGGCCAUAAUCAUUCGCUCAGUGUUUUCUGAACACCAAGGGGCCCCACUCUGCAUUUGGUUAUAGAUCAGAGGGAGCAUGUCCGUAACAGAAAUGUCUCUUACUGUGUAAGGGACACAUUCAUUUUUCAUGUAAAAAUAUACACCUGAAACUUUGAAAGCAUGCUGAAAAAGCACAUAAAGCAAUCAGUCCUUUAUUAAAAAUCGAAGGCUUUAAAACACUGAAAGUACUGAGGAAGCAGAGGAGUGCACUUCAAGUCCCCAUCAGGAUGGAGUAUGGAGCAAGGUGUCCCUCGGCACUGCCCACCGCCCUGGGAAGCCUGGGCUCCCCUUGCCUGACCUGCAGAGACAGGGUCUGUGGACAAGGUUGCCACUGGGAGGUUGAGUUCUAACAUGACAGGCUGGCUUCCCCCCAUCGGCUCAGAACUACUUUAAACAAAAUUUCCAGAAACACCCAGGAAGGAACUUUACAUCUUCUUUCUUGUAUCUGUUCAGGAGGUGAACCCUCCGGAAGGAGGAAAGCAGGGAGUGAAGAGGAAAAGGAUGACUGAAGCAUAAAAUGUGCGCUCACUGUAAAUCUGGUUUUCAACAGUUUGUUUUAAAACAAUGACGAAAUGACUUGUUUUGAUUGAAGUGAGGAAUUGAGUUGCUUUUGCAUAACCCUAGUUGUGAUUUUAACAUGUUCAGGAGCAAGUCUGUGCCUUUAGAAAAUCCAUUCUUCCCAAAAAGAAGUUUAUUUUGCUAACUUGUUAGCUCUGGGUCUUGGAUUUCUGAGCACAGCCUCACCCCGUGCCCCUGGGUGGCUUAGGUUCAGCUGGGAUAUCGCCUCCCCUGGAGGGUCCUCCCUGUGCUGCCCAGCAGGGCGCUCUGCUGGCGUGACUCUGACUCUUCACUGACCCCACCGCCCUGUGACCUUGUCAGAGCAGGUACUGCACAGGAGGGCUCACUGGAGACUUGGAGAUUUGGCAAGUGCUAUGCAGGCCUUACCAGUUCUCACCCUCCAAACAAUUCCAAGGGCAAGUGCUGUUAUUCCCAUUUUACAGAUGUGGAAGUUAAGUUAGAACUUAAAAUCUGUCCAAAGCUUUUUCUUCUCAAGUUAAAGAAAAACAUUUUUGAGAUAAGGGUCAGGAACUUAUUUGCACAGCAGUCACAAAGCUGAGCAGAUACAUUAGCGACCUUGUAGAGAAAGACACUCAAAAUACCUGAGAGAAAUGGUCAGCAAGAGGUUUAGAGAAAAGAGCAGUGGGAAACAAAACCCCAGAUCUCACUUCUAGACUUGUAAACAGUGCAGUAGCUGGAACAUAAUAGAUACUCAAUAUUUUUGAAUGAGCAAACUGGCGACAUUAUCUUGGGCAAAGUACUUAACUUUUCUGAAGUCAGUUUCCUCAGCUUAGUGGGAUUUAGCCUUGACCAUGUAAAUCUUUCAUGAGUUAAUAUUUAUAUCCCUCUACCUCUGAGAGUUGCAUACCAAUUAGAUGUGUGUUUUUUUUUAAAGGGCUUAUUGUUAAUUAGAAAUGGUCAAAGAAAGAGAAAUGGCCCAUCAUCCUACCACACAGAAAACCUGGAUAUAUUUCUCUCCAUUUCAUAAAGCAUAGUUUCAUAGUUAUGUAGUAAAUGCAGCCACAAUUAGCACUCACUCCCGAAAGGUCGUUUAAAGAUUCAUCCAGCAGGUGGAAAGGUACUAGCACAGUUAGUCAUGAGGUUGGCUAGUCUUUCCAGGCCUGGCCUGGACCAACAGGAACAGAUGGGGCAGUUGGGCAGAGCCUAGAGGCCCUCAACCCUUGCGGACUUGCCUGAAAGCUUAAGGUUUGAAGGAUAAAAGAUGUUUGGCAAUUUUGGACCCAUAUGUGGUUGUCCACUCCCAUUGUAGGUACCGAAAGGAGCAGGGUGCCGCUGUGCUGAGUGUGAGGGCAUUGUCUCCCCACAGGCACAGCUCCUGGUGCCACGUCCAUCCAGAUUCAAAGGAGCUGGAGUUACCUGACAACUCAAGCACCUGAGCCUCUGACUUGCCCAAUAAGACAGGCAUCAGGACUCCGGGGAAUGUUAAGUCCAACAGCCAUUCUUGGAAAGCCCACCAACACUAAAGAUUCAAGGGGCAUUUCUUGAUUCCUUAAGUUUCAGAAUUGAAUUAUUUGACAUUUGUCCCCCAAAGCUUCCUCAAACCCCAUUACAAGUUUCACUGAUUUUCUCUUUUGGCUGGUGACUGAUGAGCAAUGUCUUUGCUUUACCGUAAAAUAAUCUCUAGUUUGAGAGCAGGAUUGAUGCCCAUCAGGACCAGGACGCAUUGUAUCAUAGGACCCUCUUUCUUCAAAUUUGUCAACUGAAUUCAAUUUUAUGGUAUGAAAUUGAACCAUAUGAACUUACUACUUUUACGGUUAUAAAUGGUCAAGUGUUGACAAUUUUAUAUGAUUUAACUUGGUAGGGUGGGAUAGUGGAACUCGGGGAAAUAAGCUUGUUCUUUUCUUCCUAUGUGAGGAAUAAACUUUAGAAUAUAGAAACUAAAGAGAUUUUCCAAAAAGUCCAAGUCUACAGGAUAUUUGAUAAACUUUAUUGAAAUUAUUCCAUUGUGAAGUGGCAAAUUCUAAAUGCCUACAGUCCAUAGUCUUCAAAAGAAACUUUGCUGUGUUAUUACAAACCAAUAUUAAUAAUAUUAAUAUUUUGGAAUAUUUAAGUAUCAGUAUUAUAAAAUUCAUUGCUUUUACAUUUAUAAAAAUUGAAAAAUUAAAGCAUUUAAAUGCCUGGUUUCAUAUGACAAAGAAAGAUACACUGUUAUAAAGGUAAUUUUCAAGCUUUUAAACAUAACUAAACCAAAUAUAAUUCAUCUAAAAAGACUAGGAGAAAAAGUGGGCAUUUAUUCAAAAUUACAAUUUUUGAAUGUGUAUGACCAUGUGUGCAAAUUUUUUUUUAUAAUUCCUAAGCAAAUCUAAAUAGCUGCAACAGCUAAAUCAAAGAUUUUAUUCUUUGAAGAAAAAAGAUGAAAUUUAAACUCAUAUACAUAUUCACCAAGAAGCACCCAGAAUUUGUUCUUAAACUUUACUCUCUGAAUGGACUAUAAUAUAGGACAAAGACAUUUUAGGCCUAUUAAUUGCUUUGCAGUAUUUAAAACAAACUGAUAUCUGUAGAAGAGGGAGUUAAGCCUCAUGCAUGUAGACUCUAAGGGAGUCUGAUUAUCUUAAAAAGUAUAGGAACUUGAGCAACGAUGCUAAGAGAACAUGGCCGGUGGUGCUUUGCAGAGUUACUAGCUAUUCUUCCCUGCAGUAGGUGCCCUACAUAAAAUUCCAUCUAUGCCAGUGAAGGCUUUCUAAAGUACUUGGUUAUGGUUUACAAGAUUGGCUCCUCUGAAUGAAAAGACUGCAGGCUAGAGUUUCGCAUUAACAAACUGUUAUAAAUGCUUUGUUAUAAAAAAUUCCAAUUUGUUCAGCUUUUAUAGGGAAGGACUCAACAGAACUAAAUUAUAAUCCAGAAAAAUCAAUAUGAUGUAAGAAUGACCAAAUUAAAAUAAGAAUAUAAAAAUCUUUAUUAUAAAUAUGAUUUUCUCAAUUUAAAAAUUUGUGCAGAGUCCCUUUGAGAAAUAGCUAGAAACAUUAAUGGUCAGUGGGAGCUGAUGGAAAAGAUAGUUCUAUAGACGUUUAGACUGAAGAACUCACACCCCUUGACAGGAGUUGCUCUGACACAUCCAGUGUGCUUCGUUCUCGUGGGUGCUAUGUCUUCCGUUAAUACUAUUCGAAAGUGGAGUGGUCUUGAGGGGAAUGAAAUAAAUAAGACAGAAAGACAAAUACUAUGUGAUCUCACUUAUAUCAGAAUCUUAAAAAACUAUAGAUACAGAGAAGAGAAUGGUGGUUGCCAGAGGUGGGGGCAUGGUGAAGGUGGUCAAAUGCUAUAAGCUUCCAAUUAUAAGAGAAAUAAGUCCUAGGAAUAUGAUGUACAGCAUAGUGAUGAUAGUUAAUAAUACUGUAUUUGUAUACAUGAAAGGUGCUAAGAGAAGAGGUCUUAAAAGCUCAUCACAAGGAAGAACAUUUUUUAAAAUGUGAGGUGACAGAUGUUAACUAAACUUAUUGUGGUAAUCAUUUUCCAAUAUGUGCUUUUAUCAAAUCAUUAUGUUGUACACGUUAAAACAAUGUUAUAUGUCAACUAUCUCAAUAAAACUAGAAAGAAAAAAUUUUUCAGUGAAAUGGCAUUGAAAUGAAGGAACAACACUGGAUAGUACUGGACUUACAUUGCUAUGGACAUUGCUAUGGACUCCAGAAAACAACGAUCCUCGUAUAUCACCUGGGAGGUAACACUGAUUCCUAAUUUUAUAAAGAAAAAGUGAGGCAGUCUUGGGACCAUAGAGCCAAACAUUUAAGAUUUUAUGACACCCCAUGAGUCUUUUAAUCUUAUUUUUAAUGGUAGCAAGGGAUACACAGUGUACAAUAGAAUGUGACUAACAUUUUAUCAAAACAUUUUUUCCUUUAUAAUUUUCAUUAUAGCCUGGAAUCCCCUUUUUAAAUGAAAAAACAUCAGAUACUGUCAAUGGAAAAACAGUUUACAAAGUUCUAUACAUAUAACUUUUCCAGAGGGCAUCUAUUUCACAAAGCAAGUAUGUGGCUUAUUUCAUUCAAAUAAUGAGAAUUUGAAAUUUAACAACCAGGAUAAUUCUUAAAAUCUCUACCAAUCUGCUAAUUUUUUAAAACACAAAAUGUCUAUUUGGCCUUAUAAAUGACAGGCAGCCUUAGAAAAUGUAGGCUUUAGCUAUAGUAUAUAGCACCAAAAUCCAUUUUAAUAAUAUCAACAUUAAUAAUAUUGAUUUUUUAAAUACAUGCAAUUUCAUGUAGACAAACUGGAAAAAUUAGAAAUUCAACAAAUAUGAAUAUAAAAUUUGAUAAAAUGGGAAAUUGAGGUUUUUUUUUUUUUUUUUUUUUGUUUUUUUGAGUUUUUCUAGAGCUGCUCCUGUGGCAUAUGGAGGUUCCCAGGCUAGGGGUCGAAUCAGAGCUAUAGCCACUGGCCUACGCCAGAGCCACAGCAACGCAGGAUCCAAGCCGAGUCUGUGACCUACAUUACAGCUCACAACAGAUCCUUAAUCCACUGAGCAAGGCCAGGGAUUGAACCCGCAACCUCAUGGUUCCUAGUCAGAUUCAUUAACCACUGCACCACGACGGGAACUCCGAAAUUGAAAGCUUUUAAAAAAACAAAUUUAAAAAUGCAAAGAAUAUUCUUUGUUUAGAUAACCAGAUAUGUUUAUAUUGAUUAGACUACAAAAACUUAAAUUAUUAGAAAAUCUUUGGUUUAAAAAAAAUCAGGAGUACUUCACAACCUUAAUCUAUUAUAAAAUUUUAGAGCAGUAUAGAAAUACUGAAAGUUAUUAAAAGGGUAAAAGGUGCCAGAUUUUUAAAGAUCAAAGUAAACACCCAGUUUUCUCCCUUAUAAUUACAACACUUGAAAGAUUUUCUGUACUCAAUCAGAUGAAUGUUCAUGCUUAUUUAUUAAGAAAUCUUUUCUUCAAUUAUAUAAUUAACUGUUGUAGCUCAGAAUUGGAAUGGUACAAGCAAAACACUCAACUUUUAUCACACUUUGAUAAAUAAUAAGUGAAAAAGACAUUACUCGUAAGUAUGAUAACACAAUUCUAGGGAGGGUCCCACCUAACCUGUAUUAAAAAAACUUUGGGGAGGAAAGGGUAAUGUAUUGACUAAUAGGUCAAGGCAAGCAAGGAGACCUUGCUGAAAGUAGACUAGUAGUUCUGCAUACCUGGUCCAUGCUGAGGCCCCACCCUGCUGGAACUGUGCAGUCUCUAAAAUCAAGUUCAUUUCCAAAUUCGCUUAUGACAAGGGGGUGGGGGAGAGUGAGCUUGACCUGCUUACUUGAAAAAAAUAAAAUAAAAGCCCAGCACCCUAUAACUGAAAGGGAGCAGCAGAAUAGUGCAAAGUCAUUUUUUGGCCCCUUUAAAACAAUGGAUACUGAUUCAAAAAGACACACACUCAGUUCUCAUGAGGAAAGCUGUUGCCUGUUAAGAAGGCUUAUUACAAUAGUACACAAGGAGCUGCCUAGCUCAUUAGGUAAACAGUCCAGCCCAAGCCAAAGGAGCAGACAUUUUAUACUUCAAUUAUAAAAAUUUCUUAAAAAAUUAACAGCCCUCCCCCUCCCCACCCUGGAUACUGAAAUGAGAUUCUUCGCUUUAGGAAAAAUCUCCCUGUAAGUGAUACAGCCAGGCCUGAAUUGUUAGGCCACAACUGCUCAGAUUUCUUUGUCCUAUCUUUUGUAGCUAUAACACCUCAGCCACCUCCUGCUCCAGAGGCUGCCCUGGAACAGGGUGUGAAUACAGGUCUAACUUGUCCAUCACACUAUUGGAUGUGGAGUCUGUCUUCCCACCCUAGUACACUGUUCAACUGUUCACUCUAAUACUUUGAGCAAGAGCAGACAACUGGUGUUAUGAAAAAUUACUUCUAUAGAUGUGGACCAAAAAGUACAAGAUCAAAGGAAAGAGAUAAUAAAAAUUAGAUUUAUCAAGAACAGCCAUUUUCCUUAUUGGUUAGAAAAUCUGGAUAAGUGGCGAUUACACACCACUCAGGCAAUUCUGCACUGCAUAUGGGAACGUCUCACUCUCCUGUGCAACUCUCAGCUUAUACCCAGGCUGGUUUCUUAAUUACUUUAUAGUGACCAUCAAUUUAAAUGACCAUUCUGCAUGCUCCUCAGACUUAAACUCCACCAUUUAUUACCUUUGAUUUCAUGUGUUUAACAACAGCUUUCUUUUUUCUUUUACCCCAAAUAACUCAGAGUUGGCUGCAUGCCUCUUAUAGGGAAGAAAAUAGUUUUCCUGCUCUAAUAAUUUUAUUACUCUGAGCUUUCACAAAAAUAAUGCCCACAUGAUUAAAAAGAAAAACUGUAAUGAAUGUAGACAUAGCUGUGCUUUUAAGCAAAGUGUGUAACCUGACCAAGCUGAUGACUGUUGAAAACAACUGUAGGUGUGGCUGAGGCCCUCGGGCAGGUGCGGGGACAUGGGACGCACCGCAUCCUCUCUCCCAGAAAUCGGCUUUGGUCCAAAACACGACUAGAUUUUGAGUAGCCUGUUUUAAAAUGCUGGCGUUUGCUUUGCUAGUAACAAAAGACACAGUCUUGCCAAGUUUAUGUGUUCUGAACCAUGGAAAAAGUGUCCAUGCCAUGAAUAAGGAAAGUUUUGAUGUGCCUUGUACCUAAGAGGUGCAACAGCAAUUCUGACAUCGGCAAUGUCCCUUUUUUGACUUAAAAAAGAUUGUUUCUUAAAAAUGUUCAUAAUACAUAAAUGACUUUCUAAACUCUGUACAAUUGUGUUUUUUUUAACCCAAGACUUAACAUAAACCAUUUAAUUAAGCUAAAUUAAAACUGAUUUUAGUAGAAAGUAGAAAUACUGCUUUAGAAUACAAAAUAUCUACUAUUGAUUUUACAAUUUAAAAUUGGUAACAACUUAAACUAGAAAAGAUACAUGUAGUU
This is a messenger RNA of Sus scrofa (pig), 10894 nucleotides long. RefSeq names its product RNA polymerase-associated protein LEO1. Lineage: Eukaryota; Metazoa; Chordata; Mammalia; Artiodactyla; Suidae. The record is from RefSeq and is a predicted model, not a curated record. Gene Ontology annotation, cellular component: nucleus; Cdc73/Paf1 complex. Gene Ontology annotation, molecular function: RNA polymerase II C-terminal domain phosphoserine binding. Gene Ontology annotation, biological process: positive regulation of transcription elongation by RNA polymerase II; transcription elongation by RNA polymerase II.